This is a messenger RNA of Scedosporium apiospermum, 1431 nucleotides long. RefSeq lists its product as uncharacterized. The transcript has 4 exons. NCBI's taxonomy places the organism in Eukaryota, Fungi, Ascomycota, Sordariomycetes, Microascales, Microascaceae. Bases 1 to 1431 code for a protein of 476 amino acids. The record is from RefSeq and is a predicted model, not a curated record.
AUGUUUGAUGUGAUUUGGACGGAUCCUGACCGGCAGCUCGUGGGUGAGCAUCGAGCGAAGAAAGAGACGGCCCGCGAGCAGCAAAAAGCCAGAGAUAAGUUGGAGGGAAAACGGUCCUCGCCGCCUACUCGAGGCUCGACGUCGUCGGGGGAAAAGUCGUACGGAUUCUUCGGAUCUAGAAGCUUGAAGAAGGCGGCAGGUCCCCGAAGAGCGAAGCGACCAUCGACCCCGACAUCCUAUGCAGACCGAACUCCGACGGCCGACGAUGGCCAACGACGGCAUGCGCGGCACCAAUGGAAUCUCAAUACCGCACCCAGCAUGCCGACAUUGAGGCCAUCUUCCAAUCACUCGAGUGAAGCUGCGUUUUCUCAGUGUGAUCCCUUUUUCGAGAAUGGGGAUGCCUCCUAUCCGUCUUCUUCCCGGGAUUCGGUGGCUUCGAAAUGGACUGAUCAAACUGGCAUGUCGACCCUUUCUGCAUCUGCGACUUCGGUUGCUGAGUCUAUCAAAUCGACAAAAUCUUCCGUUGUCCAAACUCUUGGGCCGUCGUCUUUCAUCACACCACUGUCGCCAACGUGGGCAUCGGCCUUCAAGCCGAAUAACCCCGAGGCGUGGCGACCCCCGGAAGAGUGGAAUUACAACCCUCCGGAUGCGGAGCCCACGAGGCCUAAACGACUGAAGCGAACCGAGCCUCGGGAAGUCGUGCAUGAGGAAGAAGCCAUUUCACUCGACUUGCAUGGCAUAGGACGGGAGAUUGAGAUGAUGGCAGCGGCCGACCCUAUCAUCAUUCUGCAACGUCUCUGUGAGGCAUGGGGAAAUUCCAGUGAUAUCGGCUUGUACAAGGAGGUCGAAAUGGAGAAGAAGAGGUGGAUGUUGUUUGCCCUUCACAACAUGGAUCCCACAGUCGACACAUCCCGUCCAAGUACACAACAAAUUCCAAUGGAAAGGGUCCAGAAGGUCCUCGUGCUACAUGAGACGCAAGUUCCAGGAGGAACGUUGCACAUAACGUUGAUCGACCCAAUGCCUGUGGCAUCUUCACUCGGGCCUCGCAUGAGGGCCUGGCUAGAGGAACACCUCCUCCUCAACCUCGAGAGGAAUUUCCGUUGCGUGAAUCCCGGAAAGCUAUUUCCGAUAUGGCUAGCCGAUUGCGGUCUCCGGGCAGAAGGUAGUACCAUCACCACGGCAAAGUUCUCCGCGGUUCCUCGGGAACUCAGCCAGGAGCAAAGAGGUCUGAGUGGCCAGCCCCUCCCAAAUGAUAAGGACCUCAAGACAGAGCUCCGAGGAGUCGUUGGCCGGAUGCUCUGGAAGGAGGUCUGGGGUUCGUAUAUUGAGGUGGAUACGUGGUGGUGGGAUGAGCCUGAUUGUGUGGAAGAGUGCAUCAAGUCUGGUACUCAUUGGGAGUACAGCUUGAUCGAGGCCGUCAAGCUAACGUAG